AUGUCAAGUGAUGGAAUGGACGAUGAGAUUCAAACUCCAGCCACAUCUUUUCCUAGGUUUAAGCUUACUGGCGAAGCUGAUAAUCAAGAUAUUGGUAUGAUUUUGAUAAAUAGCGAUGCAAAUGAAUGUAACAAUAAUCUUUGUACAUACAUGAAGAUUGUUGUGGAUAAGAUGUACAGAUCAGUGAAUUUGGAUUCUCUGCCUAUAACUUUUCAUGAGUUGUCUAUAUAUGCUUUUAAGCUACUAAAUCUGAAUAUGUUCGUUAAGAACUACAUGUUUUGCAUUCACAAAAUAAUGGGUCUAAUAAGUGUUUUCACUGAAUUGACAGAAGCACAAAUGAACGAUCCUGAACGGGCCAUAGACGAAAGAUUGAGGACCGAAAAUGAGUAUUAUAAAGAAUUUGUUUCUGUAUGUCUUUUAUUACUUUUGAAGACUAAGAAUGCUUCUCGAAGUAAACCCUCUGAAUUGGGCGAUGAAUGGGAUACGUUUUCCUUGAUUGACGACAGAAGCUUGUAUCUUACGUUAAGAGAUGCUGGGUUUGUAAAGGUUGUCUCAGAUUUCAUUUCUACUCAAAUACUAGCGUCCCAAGUGAUCAUGACUCAAUUUUUCAUUCUAGAAUUCACAAGUGAUAUCUUUUUCGAAUAUUUGUAUUAUAAUGAACUUUUAUGUGAUUCAGACUUCCAUAUUUUAACUAAUGAGACUCAUUUAAUUCAAGUUUUAAUACGAGAUCUAUUAUCCAACGAAACGUUUGAUCACUAUGACAUUAGCGAUGAUUAUCUGUUUGAUACAGAUAAGCAAAAGGCUUAUCAAGAAUUUAAGUUAUUACUUUUAAUUAAUGAACAAUAUAUGAUGAAAUCGUACACCAGUGGACUGAUAAGCAAUCAGGUAUUUGAGGGUUUAAUGACCAGUGAAAGUGGCGAGGUCACAUAUACGAGCGAAAUCAAUGCAUUCAUAAAUUUACUAAUAUUCAAUCUUAAUAGAGAAGAAUCAGAGGUGAUAAAAAUUCUUAUAUUGAAAUUUCUUUACCUUGUUUUCACUACUUCCUAUACAUCCAAAUUGUUUUACUUAAAUGAUCUAAAAAUAUUGCUAGAUAUAUUCAUAAGAGAUCUUAAUAACAUUGACAUCGACGAAAGUCAUAGUAAUAAGAUUCUAGUGGUUACUUACUUGAAGGUGCUUUAUCCUUUACUAAUGUUUUCGCAAUUGAACGAAUUAAAAUCUGCUUACAAAGUUGACGAGAUAAAGGAACUGUUAAGCCAUUUGAUUAUGAAUAGUCCAUCUGUUCAGGGUAAAAAUUCUGACCAAGAAGUCAUUAGCAAGUUGGCUCUGAGAUGUUUAUCGGCAUCAUAUUUAAAGCCAGAGAAACAAAAAUCAAUGAAAGAAAAAGCAUCUGGGGGAAUUUACUCGUCGACGUCACCAUACUCAUCUGCAUCCUCACUUAGCUUGGGCAGUCAUUCAGAACUCAAUAAUGAUUCCACAGAUUCCGUAGGUGCUUCCUUUACUCGAGUUGCAUCUGUGCGUGUAUCCACCCGAGCGGAUUAUGAAAAGCUGCUUUCUCAAGACUUAAGGACAAACACUGAACUUGGAAAAAAUAAGAGGAGUGCAAGCAACUUGGUUUUGGAAAAUAAUCACAAUAUAUUCCUUAAUAAUGCCAUUAAUUCUUUAACUAUUAACAAUGAGCCAAAUAUAAACCUGGAGAGGAAGAAAUACGAUAAAGUGAUGCAUCCACUGAGUAUUGAUGUGCAUGAAAAUGCUAUCCCAAAAUCUCACCAAUGUUUCAAUAAAUAUAAACACAAAAAUUCAUCAUCUACCUCAACAUCAUCAACUCAAUCAUCAUCACUGUUGGUGAAAAAAGCCCAGAGGAAAAAGGCACCCCCGCCGCCGCCACCUCCUCCUAGACGAAGAUUUUAA
This is a messenger RNA of Priceomyces carsonii, 1908 nucleotides long. RefSeq lists its product as uncharacterized. Gene Ontology annotation, cellular component: actin cortical patch. Gene Ontology annotation, molecular function: Arp2/3 complex binding. Bases 1 to 1908 code for a protein of 635 amino acids. The transcript has a single exon. The record is from RefSeq and is a predicted model, not a curated record. Gene Ontology annotation, biological process: actin cortical patch localization; endocytosis; actin cortical patch assembly. NCBI's taxonomy places the organism in Eukaryota, Fungi, Ascomycota, Pichiomycetes, Serinales, Debaryomycetaceae.